Exophiala aquamarina CBS 119918 is the source of this 684-nucleotide messenger RNA. RefSeq names its product peroxidase. Gene Ontology annotation, cellular component: cytosol; mitochondrion. The transcript has 2 exons. Gene Ontology annotation, biological process: cell redox homeostasis; cellular oxidant detoxification; cellular response to oxidative stress. The coding region runs from base 1 to 684 and encodes 227 amino acids. Gene Ontology annotation, molecular function: peroxiredoxin activity. NCBI's taxonomy places the organism in Eukaryota, Fungi, Ascomycota, Eurotiomycetes, Chaetothyriales, Herpotrichiellaceae. The record is from RefSeq and is a predicted model, not a curated record.
AUGACUGACCGUCCAGAACCCCUCCGCCUCGGCUCCGUCGCGCCAAACUUCAAGGCCGACACCACCAAAGGCCCCAUUGACUUCCACGAGUUCAUCGGCAACAACUGGGUCGUCCUUUUCUCCCACCCCGAAGACUAUACCCCAGUCUGCACCACCGAACUGGGUGCGUUUGCCAAGUUGGAGCCAGAAUUCGCAAAACGAGGUGUCAAGUUGAUUGGUCUGUCUGCAAACACCAUUGAGAGCCACGGCGGCUGGAUCAAGGACAUCAAUGAGAUCAGUGGCAGUGACUUGCAAUUCCCGAUCAUUGGAGACAAACAGAGACAGGUUGCCCUUCUCUACGACAUGCUUGACCACCAAGAUGCCACCAACGUUGACUCCAAGGGAAUCGCCUUUACAAUUCGGUCUGUCUUCGUGAUCGACCCAGCCAAGAAGAUCCGAACCAUCCUCUCCUAUCCAGCUUCCACUGGCAGAAACUCCGCCGAAGUGCUCAGAAUUGUAGACUCUCUACAGACGGGUGACAAGUGGAAGGUCACUACCCCCAUCAACUGGGUCCCCGGUGACGAUGUCAUUGUCGCACCUCCCGUCAAGACUGAGGACGCACAAAAGUUGUGGCCCGAGAUGAAAAUCAUCAGGCCCUACCUACGAACAACUCCUCUUCCCAAGGAGAAGACGUCAGCCGCCUAA